Molecule: messenger RNA, 243 nt
Organism: Danaus chrysippus (African queen)
Lineage: Eukaryota; Metazoa; Arthropoda; Insecta; Lepidoptera; Nymphalidae
Source: the annotation of a GenBank genome assembly
AUGAAAUUGGGUGUUAUUGGUGCUGAAACGGUAACUGAACUGGGGGGCAGUCAAUCUGUCUUACGCGAAUCAGAUAUCGAGUUGUUUGAAGAUAAUCCCGAGGAGUAUGUGUGGCGUGAUAUCGAAGGUUCAGACGUUGCGACCAGACGCCGCGCCGCCUGCGACCUGCUGCGGGCCCUCGCAACACAUUACGACGAUAAAAUGAUGGCCAUCUUCGGACAGUACGUAGAGGCACAAGAGUGA